AUGUUGCGAUCUCUCGUUGUUCUGCUUGCUUCGGCUCUCGCCGUGAGCGCAAUCCCCCAGGCGACUCCCUCGCAGACGCCUUCUCCUUCUACAGAAACGCCGGGGUCCUCGACGACCGUAACCUCGCCGCCGUCCUCGACCAUCACCCCGUCUCCGACUCUGAGCUGCUCGAAUGGCUCGACGGCCGUGUACACCACUGACUGCACGAUGGGAUACCCAAUCUCCUACUGCUAUAGCCCGCCGCCACCAAUCCAGUGCUCGUCGGGCUAUUUCCCGGGCUCCUACGCCGCAGGACACUGCGACACCGCCUCGACGUGCUACCCGCUGACUGCGCCGUGGCUCACAACCAAGUGCUCGAAUGGCGGGAUUCCCUACUCGACGUCCACCCUCAACUGUCCAGCCGGUAUGACGACGUCGACGAGCACUGACUCGUACUGUGCGACCGCGCCGGCGAGCGCAUGCUCCAACACCCCUCUCACGACGCCUUAUUGUAAAUGCGCCAAUCCCACCCAGACGGCUGUCUACCCGCCUGGCGACGGUGCCACGGCGACGGGAUGUGCUUGA
Messenger RNA from Rasamsonia emersonii CBS 393.64, 564 nucleotides. RefSeq lists its product as uncharacterized. The coding region runs from base 1 to 564 and encodes 187 amino acids. The transcript is spliced from 2 exons. NCBI's taxonomy places the organism in Eukaryota, Fungi, Ascomycota, Eurotiomycetes, Eurotiales, Trichocomaceae. The record is from RefSeq and is a predicted model, not a curated record.